This is a messenger RNA of Epinephelus moara (kelp grouper), 4523 nucleotides long. It is a transcript of the gene emx3, whose product is annotated as empty spiracles homeobox 3. The record is from RefSeq and is a predicted model, not a curated record. The transcript is spliced from 3 exons. Lineage: Eukaryota; Metazoa; Chordata; Actinopteri; Perciformes; Serranidae. Gene Ontology annotation, molecular function: DNA binding; DNA-binding transcription factor activity, RNA polymerase II-specific. Gene Ontology annotation, biological process: central nervous system development; neuron differentiation; brain development. Bases 399 to 1172 code for a protein of 257 amino acids.
CCCGUGUGACUGACAGACCCUCCCGGCUCGGCUUCAGACUGCAGCGCGCGGCGGCACGAGGUGCGAGGACACACCGACUGCUGAGAGCCCCGCGGCCCCGCCGCUCACCGGAGGACCCGCCCCGCUCUCACCGGACACUUUAACGGGACUUUGUUGGGUUUGAUCCGCCGCACGCAGGGCGCAGGGCGCAGAGCGCAGAGCGCGCGCAGACACCGCCCCGGACACAGGUGAGAGGAAGCAGGUCCAGGUGCAGCAGUCAGGAUCAGCUGAGGAGAGUCAUGGCUCUCUGGAGCGAACUGGGACUGUGAGCUCUCCCAGUCCGAGCAACUGGACUAACUGGACGGUCAUCAUCUUCAUCUUCCUCCUCCUCCUCCUCGCUCAGCUGCAGGUGCUCCACGAUGUUUCACCACAGCAACAACAAGAAGUGUUUCACCAUCGAGUCUCUGGUGGGGAAGGAGGCGAGCAGCGGCGGCGGCUCCGGUGAGGAGCCCAUCCGGCCCACGGCGCUCCGCUUCCCGGAGUCCCUGCACCCCUCCGCCGCUGCCGCCGCCGCCGCCGCCGCCGGGGUGUUCGGCUCGUGCUUCCAGGGGAGCAGCGGGAGGACUUUGUACUCUGCCGGGCCGGACAUGGUGCUCCAGGAGCCCGGGACGCACGCGCACAGCCCCGGCGGGCUGCCGCUGCACCCGCUGCAGAUCCCCCCGCAGAGCUUCUUCAGCCCGCAGCACCGGGACGCGCUCAGCUUCUACCCGUGGGUGCUGCGGAGCCGCUACCUGGGACACCGCUUCCAAGGGGAUGACAGCAGUCCAGAGAACCUGCUGCUUCAUGGUCCGUUCUCCAGAAAACCCAAAAGGAUCCGGACGGCGUUCUCGCCCUCUCAGCUGCUGCGCUUAGAACGAGCAUUUGAAAAAAAUCACUAUGUCGUCGGAGCCGAGAGGAAGCAGCUGGCCAGUGGGUUGUGUCUGACCGAGACGCAGGUGAAGGUUUGGUUUCAGAACCGCAGGACAAAGCACAAGCGUCAGAAGUUGGAGGAGGAGUCUCCUGAAGCUCAGCAGAAGAGGAAGGGCAGUCAGCACGUCAACCGCUGGAGAGCGGCCACACAGCAGCCUGGAGGAGGAGGAGGAGGAGGAGGAGGAGGAGCAGUGGAGGACGUGGACGUCCUCAGUGAGGACUAGACUGCAGCAAACACACACACACACACACACACACACACACACACACACUGUUACAGUCACUCUGAUUCGUGUCAGACGUCUAAAUUUACCUUUAAAGGUGCGUUCAGGUGCUUUUUACAUGUUUAAAUAUAGCAUAUCAACGGUUAGACUCACAGGAGGAUGAGCUAACGAUGCUAACAGGAGGAUGAGCUAACGAUGCUAACACAAGUCUCUAAACUUCAGGUGUUGAUUCAGUUUUUCCUCCUUUAAACGAAAGUAAAGUCCAUUAUGAACAUGGACUAUUAUAAGUUUAAUUUCUCUGUAAAAUCAACCAUGGUCAAACUGAGGCCUGAACCGCUGUAAAAAAAUGAAGUUUAUUAAUAUUAUAAUAUAAUAUUAUUUAUAUAUGUGUGUAAUAUUAAUAUUGUUAAUAUUACACACAGUGAGAACUUCACUCUACCAACAAACACUUAGCUGUAAAAUAAACGGCUCUAAAUCAUAAAUUAAGUCUAAAGAAAUAAUAAAAACGUGUCACUUUAAAAUCUCUUGAAUCGUUCAAUAGAAAACACCAGAACAUAAAUGUGCACAAACCUGGGUAAAAGGCACUGAACGCACCACGAGGCCAACUUCAGCUCUGUGUGCCACUGAUGUGAAGCACUGAUGAUGAGGAUGAGAAUAUUCUGUGAGAGGGGAGAGAGACAUGAGCUGUAAUGACUCUGUAAGAUUUAAAAUUCAUUAACAGCAAACGUGUAACUGAUGGUGUGAGCGAGCAGAAAGUCCCUGAACGCCUCCCGCAGCUGAGACCAGAACAAACUCAGAACUGUUGUCCUCUCAACAAACUUUAUUUGUCUGAAAACAAGUCUGUGAAGAAUCCAGUCUCUGCAGGACGGUCACAAUAAUUAACACAAAUUCAGUGAAUUAUUUCAUCCAACCAAAACUUUACUGCAGAUUAGAUCAUUUAAAACAGGUCAAAUGGAGCUGCACGCAUCGUAUAGAUUAGCUCAGCUUCUCCUCUGUACCUGGGACAGAGUAACACACACAGUGACAGGGUUAACUGUUAGCAUCUCACGGCUAAUGUCACCCAACGGUUAAUAACAGCCGCUGCUGCUGUGUUAGCUCGUGCUAACAGAGCAGGAGGAGAGCGGCUCAUGGAGACGGUCCUUCAGCGCUGUGUUGAAUGGCAGCAACAGCUGAUUGUUGGCGUUCAGCUGUCAUCACAAAUAGAUUGUAAGGGUACGGUCACAUGUGAGCAGCUGCAGGGGCGUGACCAUCGUCUGCUGAAGCUAAGUACGCCACAUGCGGAAAGGUAGCUCGCUAAUAAAUACAGCGAAAUCUGAUGUUAAUUUUCCACAUUGUUACGUUCCACGCUCGUCUCCUGACUCACUGCAGCCAGGCUGCUUCUCUCAUGUCGGGCACUUUGUACCUUUCAUGGACAAUAUCACACAACAUCGGCAGGUUAGACAGGAAAACACUUGGUGCUUCUCAAAGUCGAGGAAGGAUCUUUAAACGUCUGAAUUUCAUGAAGGUGACGUCACUGAAUCCCACUGAAAGACUGUUGUAAUGUCAAGGAUCCUUUGAAUUCUUCCGAGGACCGAGUCCUUCCUCCAGAGACGGAUUAAAGGCGGGGCCCAGGGUUGCAGCAAUAUUACGGUUUUAAAGUAUACUGUGAUUUAAAAGUUAUCAUUAAUAUUUGAAUUAUUUUCUCAGGGGAGACUUUUUACACAAACUUUCAAUUAUUGUAAUAAAACGUUUGUUCAACCAACAAUAACUUUUCUGUUUUCAUCCCUUUGAGGAUCAUUCUGACUGAUGAUAAGAAAUAAUUCUGUAAUACUGUGAUAUUUUCUGAGACCCUAGCGGGGCCUCUUCAAUGACACACACCUGUUCUGAUGUGUGUUCACUGAAUGCUAGGAAGGAGUCUGGCCUCUGUAGGAUCUGACUUGGAAGGAUCCGUCCUACAAAGGAAGCAUCCUUGACUUUAAGAAGCACCGAGCAUCUCCUCCACACAAACGUCUUUGCUGUUGGUUGAAGCUGCGGCGUCACCGGUCAGAGUUCACCAAAGUUGAAAUCCAGGUGAUGCAAAGAUGUGAUUUUGCUUCGCCAUCAGAAGCAAAUGUUUUCUCACCCCUCUGCUCGCACUGAAAGGAAGUGAACAGAAGGCGAAUAUUCGCUGGUGUUAAUUUCGCUCAUGUGUGACUGUACCCGAAUUCUCUGGGGAUGAAUGAAGGCUCUUAGUUAAAGGCGUGGAGUCUGAGACAGCAUCGCAACUAUUUCUGCAAUUUUCACUUGCUCCUGCAAUUUUAUUGCAGGAGCAACAAUCCCAGAAACACCCGGUUAAUUCCUGGAGGGACUGAAACAUUAAUCAUAGGUAACGAGGAGGAAAAACUAAACACUGAGGCCAGUAUCUCUGACUGUGAUAUUUUCUCUGGUUAAGUCAGAAAGUUCACAGUUACACUGAUGACUAAAGUUCAGUGACCUCAGGUCCUGUCAAACAUCAGCCCAGGCCUGAAUUUCAAAAUAAAACCUGAUGUUGCAACAUGACAUCAUCUCCUCUCUCUGAUUUCAACACUUGAACAAAACAAAUGUCGUUCUGACUCAUGUGACAGGAAUCAAAACAGACCUCAAAAUGGAAAGUUACCAAAACUAACUCCAACAGAUCACCGUCCUGAAGCACAGACGCUGUGAUGCCAGUGUUGUAACAGUAGCUGCAGACCAACAGACAGGUGGAGGAGUUUCCUGUUCACACAUGUUUGCCAAAAAUGAUUUGGCAUCAUCGGCGUGAUCACAAUCUGUCAGAAACAUCUGCAGGAAAUCAGAUCUUAACUGAUUAGUCUGAUUACAGCUCAAAUCUCUCAGAAACAGACUCAAGGUUCAAUAAUCUGUCGCAGGAAAGUGAUAAAAAUAAAAUGUAAAAAUUAAUUACAGUCAUAUAAAGACUUUAGAGUUGUUACUUUUAUUACAUCCUACUCAGAUUUAUAGAAAACACACACACACACACACACACACACGCACGGCAGCACACAUGACCAACACACACACACGGAUGUCAACAGCUUACCUUUCCAAGGACUGAUGGAUGUCCCUGAAUGCAUCGCGCUCAUGCAACAAGAGGUCAAAACUCUCUGUGACAGACGAGGAUAAAAAACAAAACUCUGAUCAGCCACGAAGGAGGAGCUCAAAAAAACAAACUGUACCUUCCUGUCGGAGUCGGACUGACGAGGACACUUGACGCUUCCGAGAGGCGAAAAUAAAAAUAAACAGGAGUCCAAACGUGGUCACAGCUGUUGACUGAACACUCUGUGGUGGAUUUUUGGUGCCAAACGAAAGCCAGCGUUCCUGAAAAUAAAAUUAAAAAAAAAAAAAAAAAAAAAAAAA